UAUAUAUAUCUAUAUAUAGAGAGAGAGAGAGAGAGAGUGCGGAGAAGAAUCGGGAAUCGGGACCUCUCAGAGACAGCAGUACCUAAAGUCAAUCUUCUUCCACUACCUCAACUCCACUUCUCUUUUGGGGUUUCAGCUGCCAUUGAGAAGACCCGGAGCCGGUGAAACCUGGACCAAUAAAACGCAGCGACUCAGCAUCAGAAGUGGUAGCAUAAAGAAUUUCCUCCAGGCAAACCUAAGCUAGUAUGGAUCAGUUAGGGCAUGGACAACCCCCAGCAAUUGGGGUGGUUGGUAGUGCAGCUCAAGUGUCAUAUGCCCUCAAUCCAUAUGAAUCUAACCAAAUGAUUGGGGCCUCCCAACCGGGAUCGGUGGGAUCCAUGCAGUCUCCUAGUCAGACAGCAGGUCUCUCUGCCUCUUCAGCUCAGCUUGCACAAAACCAACUUGCUUAUCAGCAUAUCCACCACCAACAGCAACAGCAACUGCAGCAACAACUCCAAAAUUUUUGGGCAACUCAGUAUCAAGAGAUUGAGCAGGCCUCUGAUUUCAAAAACCAUAGCCUGCCAUUGGCCAGAAUUAAGAAGAUUAUGAAGGCCGAUGAGGAUGUAAGGAUGAUAUCAGCUGAAGCUCCUGUCAUAUUUGCCAGGGCCUGUGAAAUGUUCAUUCUGGAGUUGACGCUGCGCUCUUGGAAUCAUACAGAGGAGAACAAAAGAAGGACACUCCAGAAAAAUGACAUUGCAGCAGCAAUUACAAGGACUGACAUAUUUGAUUUUUUGGUUGAUAUUGUCCCAAGGGAGGAUUUAAAAGAUGAAGUGCUUGCAUCCAUCCCUAGAGGCAAUGCUGCUGUUGGAGGCGAUGGUCUUCCCUGCUAUUAUGUGCCACCUCAGCAUGCCCAACCGGUUGGUGCUCCAGGGAUGAUCAUGGGCAAGCCUGUAAUGGAUCAAGCUCUUUACGGCCAACAGAUGCGCCCUUACAUGACUCAGACAAUGUGGCCACAUCUGCAACAGGAGCAGCCGCCUUCAGAUUCUUGAAUUUGAGGAAUAGGUGACUGAUACUUUGUGUGUCUAAUUUGAAAAUCGCUUUCGUGCAGUACAAGUUAAUUGUAUGCUUUUUUUAAUAUGUAGCUAUUACAGCUAAAAACUAAAAAGUGCUUGUUUUUGGUUAUUUGACACAUCUUUCCUCUUCGUGUAAUAGCACCUUGGAUAAUUGGAUUCCAUAGAUUUUCUCAUUUAGUAUGUGAAAUAUGGAAGUUAUUCUCGAGCA
Messenger RNA from Juglans regia (Persian walnut), 1260 nucleotides. RefSeq names its product nuclear transcription factor Y subunit C-3-like. Lineage: Eukaryota; Viridiplantae; Streptophyta; Magnoliopsida; Fagales; Juglandaceae. Gene Ontology annotation, biological process: regulation of DNA-templated transcription. Gene Ontology annotation, cellular component: nucleus. Gene Ontology annotation, molecular function: DNA binding; DNA-binding transcription activator activity, RNA polymerase II-specific; protein heterodimerization activity. Bases 246 to 1028 code for a protein of 260 amino acids. The record is from RefSeq and is a predicted model, not a curated record. The transcript has 2 exons.